Messenger RNA from Eurypyga helias (sunbittern), 3058 nucleotides. It is a transcript of the gene PMS1, whose product is annotated as PMS1 postmeiotic segregation increased 1 (S. cerevisiae). Gene Ontology annotation, molecular function: ATP-dependent DNA damage sensor activity; mismatched DNA binding; ATP binding. Bases 23 to 2824 code for a protein of 933 amino acids. The record is from RefSeq and is a predicted model, not a curated record. Gene Ontology annotation, biological process: mismatch repair. Gene Ontology annotation, cellular component: MutLalpha complex. NCBI's taxonomy places the organism in Eukaryota, Metazoa, Chordata, Aves, Eurypygiformes, Eurypygidae. The transcript has 12 exons.
UCUUUUGACUCUUGAGUCCACUAUGAAACAGCUGUCAGCAGAAACUAUUCGUCUCAUUUCAAGUUCUCACGUGAUUACAUCAGUUGUCAGCGUGGUGAAGGAACUUACAGAAAAUUCUUUGGAUGCCAGUGCCACAGAUAUUUCUGUUAAACUGGAGAAUUAUGGGUUUAACAAAAUCGAAGUAAGGGACAAUGGCAAUGGAAUCAAGGUUGCUGAUGUCCCAGUUGUGGCAAUUAAACACUACACCUCAAAAAUAAGCUCUUCUGAGGACCUUGAAACUUUGACAACAUACGGUUUCCGUGGGGAGGCCUUAGGAUCAAUCUGCUGCAUAUCAGAGGUUUUGAUCACAACAAAGACAGCUGAUGAUGACUUCAGCAUUCAGUACGCCUUGGAUAGCAAUGGGCACAUAACUUCUAAAAAGCCUUCCCAUCUUGGGCAAGGUACUACAAUAACGGUUCUAAAGUUGUUUGGGAAUCUUCCUGUAAGAAAGCAGUUCUACUCAACAAAUAGAAAAUGUAAGGAAGAACUGAAAAAAGUCCAAGAUCUACUGACAGCAUAUGGUAUCAUAAAACCAGACCUGAGGAUAACCUUGACACAUAAUAAGGCAGUUAUUUGGCAGAAGACCAGGGUGUCAGAUCACAAAAUGGCCUGUAUGUCAGUUCUGGGAAGAGCCGUUAUGGGCAGUAUGGUACCUUUUCAACACUCCUGUGAAGAUCCUGAGAUAAAUCUUUCUGGAUUUCUCCCAAAAGCAGAGUCAGACAGUUCUUUGACAAGCCUUUCAAGUUCCGAAAGGAGUUUCAUUGUUAUAAACAAUCGUCCAGUUCUUGAGAAGGAAAUACUUAAGUUAAUUCGACAGUACUACAGUCUGGUGACGCACAAGGGCUGUACUCGUUUAUAUCCUGUUUGCUUUUUGAAUAUUACUGUCCCUGCCUCUGCAGUGGAUGUGAACUUAACACCUGAUAAAACUCAAGUUUUACUGCAUUAUAAGGAAUCUGUCUUACUUGCUGUUGAAAACGUGUUGAAAUCACUGUAUGGGCCACUACCUGCUGCAGUCCCUGGUGAAAGUAAUAAAACAGAUGUUACCUCAGAAGACAUUGUUGUUCAUAGAACAGAACAAACAGAUGUGGUGGUUAAUGAAAUUGGACCAUCUGGAAACGAUGAUCUACAUGCUCAUACUUCAUUCCUUUCAUUCAGCAGUGAUGUGCAAAACUGUCAAGCGGGAAAAACCACAGAGAUCUGCUUAAAUCGUCAGACGUUCUAUGGUGAUAAUGUACAUAGUCGCCUGGACAAAAAAGAGGUGUCUGGGAGUGAUGCCUUUCCAGACAGUUCCUUGAAUUUAUUGUGUGAGGAGGAACAGAAUGGACAGAACACGACCAAUAUUGAAAGUAACAGUGUUCCCAUGGACCCCAAGUCUAAGAAGUCCAAUGAGCAUCUCUUGACUUCUGAUAAUAAUGAUGAAGUAGAAAAAAAUGAGGAAGCCUUGGUCCUGAAAGACUUACCUGAAAUCUCUGCUGAUAAUUGGAGUAUGGGAAGUGGAUUUAAAAACCAUACAGGAGACAACCUGGAACCUGUUAAGAUUUUAAUUCCUGAAGUUGGAAGAACAAUUAAUAAGCAAAGUGAACAUACUGGUGAACAAAGCAAUGAUCCACAGAUCUCAAAUCAAAGCAUAAAUAAAAGAAAUGUGAUAAAUGAUAAAUUCGGACAUGUGAUGGCUUAUGACUUAAUUAGUAGUAGAAUAAUAAAGCAACCAAAGUCUGCACUUGGAUUUUUCACUCAAGAAUUGCGUCCAAAAUUGAUAGCUGAUAAUCCAAAGACCAAAAUGGAGGACAUCCUGCUGGCAAUUGAAGAGCAGUGGGAGAAUUUGCAUGAUGUCGAAAAAAAGAAUUAUGAAAUAAAAGCUGCUAAAGACCUGGAACGGUACAACAGAGAGGUCAAGAAAGCCAUGGGACAGACAGUGCACCAGCCAACAAAGGAGGCAGAAAAACGGAAACCCAAACCAAAGACGACCUCACCCAACCAGCAGAAGCUUAACAAGAUAUUUCAGGUUCAAGCUGAGAAGAAGUGCAAAGCUGAACAGGCUAUGAAAAUUGUGACAGUGCCUUUUUCUCUGAGUUCCUAUAGAUAUCAGCUUCAGAGACAGGAGAAAAAUGAUUCAGACGAACACAAACUUUUCCUGAUACGCCGUCAGAGUUUUCCUGAUGUCUGGAUAUUUGCUGCUGAAAAAAAGCUAAUGUUGCUGAAUCCAUAUAGACUGGAAGAAGCCCUGCUGCAUAAAAGAUUACUGAUGAACCAUAAGCUUCCAGUGGAGAAAUUGGAUAAGCCAAUUGUGUUAACCGACAGCCUUAUUGGUGGAUCUCAGUAUAUGGCUGCUCUUUAUAAAAUGCAGAAGAAUUACCAGAGUUUCAAUGGAUCAGGUUAUUUGUCAGAUCCAAGGCUUGUAGCAAAUGGAUUCCAGAUAAAAGUGAUAGAAGGUGCUUCAGCUAUGGAAAGUCACCUGGAAAUAGAAGGGAUGGCAAAUUGUCUGCCGUAUUAUGGUAUUUCUGAUUUGAAAGAAAUUCUGAAUGCAGUAGUUAAUGGAAAUGCAAAGGAAGUAUAUGAAUGUAGGCCUCUCAAAGUGAUAAAUUACUUGGAGGGAGAAGCAGUACGUUUAGCUCGCCAGCUGCCCUUACAUUUGUCAAAAGAAGAUGUACAAAACACAAUUUACAGGAUGAAGCAACAGCUUGGAAAGGAAAAUAAAGGCUGUGUUCAUGGUCGUCCUUUUUUUCAUCACUUAACAGAUAUUCCAGAAGUUGACAAGCACAACUCCACGGAAAUUAUUCAGUAAAUGGAACAUUUUGUUUGGGAUCCUAUUUCUCUUACUUAAUUUUGAUCAUUCCUCUGUAAUUUUGGUAUGCUUUGUGCAAGAUAUUUGUAUAAUGACUUUUCAUUGUAUAUUUACCUCCUAGAGAAUUUUUUAUUUAAAUUCAAAUGCUGUUUGAAAACUGCAAAUAAAUACUGUAAAGAAGCAACUCACCACUAUUUUUUUUUUUUACAGAAUUUAUUCAAGAAAUGUUCUCAA